UACGUACCGGACGGAUUGCCUGGCAAAACACCUUCAAAGAUUGGGAGUAUACAGUCAAGGUGCAACGAACUUAAAGCUCGAACAAAGGAGAAGGCAACGAAAUUAAAGCUCGAACAAAGGAGAAACACAGUUGGCAAACUCUCCGAUAUAGCCUACUGGCCAAGAAUCGAAGCCGUUGCUGAGUUUAGACUACGUUGGCCAAGAAUCGAAGCCGUUGCUGAGUUUAGACUACGUACCGGACGGAUUGCCUGGCAAAACACCUUCAAAGAUUGGGACUCGAACAAAGGAGAACAGUUGGCACUCUCCGAUAUAACCGACUGGCCAGGAAUCGAAGCCGUUGCCGACUGGCCAAGAAUCGAAGCCGUUGCUGAGUUUACUUUGGCCAAGAAUCGAAGCCGUUGCUGA
This is a messenger RNA of Rodentolepis nana, 405 nucleotides long. NCBI's taxonomy places the organism in Eukaryota, Metazoa, Platyhelminthes, Cestoda, Cyclophyllidea, Hymenolepididae. The record is from the annotation of a GenBank genome assembly.